CUGGAGGAGAAUUGUUUUACUUAAUUGGCGACCUCCCAUAUACCCAUGCGUGUCAAGAUCUUCGUAUUUCGUUUUGCCUAAGAAAGUGUUGAGGUUCUCGUUGUCAGUGUUUUUCAAAUCAAUAUCUGUGUAACCUUCCAAUACCCUUUCAAUAUCAGCUGGAGUGGCUGUUUCUAUUUACACUGCGACCAUCGAUACUGCGUUCGGGAGAUCUGCGAACCAUCAAUACCCAAAUUUCAUUCAAGAGAUAUAGUCUUUGGUGUUCAUUCUACAAACUGGGAGAGAAACAAUACCACACACAUACUGUGCGACCAUCCCGAGACUUGCGGGGUACAGUCUCGAUUUAAGACAACCAUAAGUCACGGAAUUCCGACUCUACUUCCUGUAGGCCAGGUAGCAAAAAGUACUGGAGUCAACAUCUUCCAGCAUGGCCAACACAAAUGGCGCAAGGAAGACCGUCUCGGCAGUGGAGAAGCUCAGGGCCAUGAUCGCAGAGCCAGACAAGAUCGUCGUAUGUCCUGGGGUUUACGAUGGUUACACUGCACGAAUUGCGCUUGCUGAGGGCGUGGAUUGUCUCUACAUGACGGGCGCAGGAACGACGAUGUCACGUCUGGGCAUGGCAGACAUGGGUGUUGCAACGAUGAACGACAUGCGCGACAAUGCUGCCAUGAUCGCGUCACUUUCUCCCUCCACACCACUCAUUGCUGACGCGGAUACGGGUUACGGCGGCGCAAUCAUGGUGGGCCGAACUGUCACCUCGUACAUCCGCGCAGGCGUAGCAGGUCUCCAUCUCGAAGACCAAGUCGUGACGAAGCGCUGCGGCCACCUCAAGGGCAAGCAAGUCGUCGACAUCGACGAGUACGUGAGCAGGAUACGCGCUGCAGUCAUGGCUCGAGAGCAGUCCGGCGGCGAUAUCGUGCUCAUUGCGAGGACGGAUGCUCUUCAAGGCCUGGGUUACGACGAAGCUGUCAAACGACUGCGCGCUGCGGUAGCUACCGGCGCAGACGUUGCUUUCCUUGAAGGCGUGACCACACGUGAGGAUGCUGAAUCGUUCGUCAAGGAUCUAGCGCCAACGCCUUGUCUAUUCAAUAAUGUACCCGGUGGUGUCAGUCCAGAUUUCACUGCGCAAGAAGCGAGGGAAAUUGGGUACAAGAUAGCUAUCUACCCGGCCUUGGGUAUCGAAGUCGUCUAUCCGGCAGUGAGGAAAGCAGUUCAGGAUUUGCUGAAGAGUGGUAGGGUGGAGAGUGUGGAGAAAGACGGAAAGAGGUGGAGCCCCAGGGAGAUGUUUGAGGUUUGUGGAUUGAACGAGGCCAUGGCGUUUGAUCGUGAGGCUGGAGGCAAGUCCUACCUAGACGGAGCAUGAUCGGGAAGGUGUGUUGUUGUCGAUUUACCUCGUUUCAUUUUGAGAAAGAGCUUUGGGAUAGCGG
This is a messenger RNA of Aaosphaeria arxii CBS 175.79, 1427 nucleotides long. Its product is annotated as carboxyvinyl-carboxyphosphonate phosphorylmutase. The record is from RefSeq and is a predicted model, not a curated record. Gene Ontology annotation, molecular function: catalytic activity. Bases 428 to 1363 code for a protein of 311 amino acids. The transcript is spliced from 2 exons. Lineage: Eukaryota; Fungi; Ascomycota; Dothideomycetes; Pleosporales.